GUUCGUCCGUCCUGUCAGUGCUCGAGGUGAAAUUUUGCGACAUCGUUCGGUGAAUGUGGUGUCGAAUUUUUCCAAUUUUCCGCUGUAAAAUAAUGUCCUACUAGUGCAAACCGUACAGGAAACCCUACCGGAACAACAAUGGCACAACUACUGCGUGGAAAAGCCAGCAUUGACCCUCGGUUCAAACACAUCCGCCCAACGGUGUAUGCUCUCAGUCGUGUGAACUUCUCUGGAUUCACGUACAAUGGCAAUGGUGGGGGCGGUGGUGCUGGCAGUGGCCAGCGGCGUCAGAAUUUCUACUACCAGGAGUUCCUGCGAGGACCGAAGUUUGGAGGCUACCAGUACUACCAGUCAUCGCGAGGCUACGGGAUGCUGGUCGGUCGCGUCUUGCGUGGAGUGCUGAAGUUGCGCUAUCUGGUGCUCGGCGGUGCCAUUGGCGGUGGGGUCACACUAAACAAACGCUACGAGGAGUGGAAGGAUGGACUGCCGGAUAUGAAGUGGCUAGAAGAAGUGCUGCCCGAUAACGAGAAAUGGGGACAGUUUACCAAAAGUCUACUGGCUGUGAAGGAUUCGGUAAAGGACUCCAUCGAAAUCGACCCUCGCUUGAAACAGCUUAGUGAGAAUAAGAUAAACGAAUGGCGAGAGUGGUUCGACAAACGUCUGGACAAUGCCAUUGAAGCAGCCGAAACUCAACAGAACCCUCAAAUUGAAAGUUCCUUCCAGAAUCUAUCUGAACUCAUAUCAGAUCUAUACGGAGCUACCAAAGAAGAACUUCGCAGCAAGAAUACGGUGAAUGCUAAAAGCUUGUCGGCAGAGGAAAGCCGAAGGCGUGUGGAAACACUUCAGUCGCAGGUGGACGCACUUCAAACGGAAAUCAUGAACGUGCAGCUGAAAUACCAGCGCGAGAUCGAGAAGCUCGAAAAGGAGAACCGCGAUCUUCGUCAGCAGUAUCUGAUCCUGAAGACUAAUCGCAAGCAGCCGCAGAAGAAGCGCAUCAAGAAAUCGCUCAUCGACAUGUACUCGGAAGUGUUGGACGAGUUGUCCGGGUACGACACGAGCUACAGCACGGCGGAUCAUCUGCCGCGGGUUGUAGUCGUGGGCGAUCAGAGCAGCGGAAAGACCUCCGUUCUGGAGGCUAUCGCACAAGCGCGUAUUUUCCCCCGAGGCAGCGGAGAAAUGAUGACCAGAGCGCCGGUUAAGGUGACGCUAUCGGAAGGCCCUUACCAUGUGGCGCAGUUCCGAGACUCGGAUCGCGAGUACGAUCUCACGAGGGAAAGCGAUCUGGCCGAUUUGCGACGGGACGUGGAAAUCCGGAUGAGGAAUUCCGUGCGCGGUGGCAAGACCGUCAGUAUGGACGUGAUUUCUAUGACCGUGAAGGGGCCCGGCCUGCAGCGGAUGGUCCUGGUCGACCUGCCGGGUAUUAUUUCGACGCAGACGGUGGACAUGGCCGCAGACACCAAAGACUCGAUCAAGCACAUGACAGAACACUACAUGAGCAACCCGAACGCGAUCAUUUUGUGCAUUCAGGAUGGUUCCGUCGAUGCCGAACGCAGUAACGUAACCGAUUUGGUAUCGCAAUGUGAUCCGCUGGGUAAGCGCACCAUAUUCGUGCUGACCAAGGUCGACAUGGCCGAAGAUUUGGCUGACCCGAACCGGAUCCGGAAAAUCCUGUCCGGCAAGUUGUUCCCGAUGAAGGCCCUCGGCUACUUUGCCGUCGUUACCGGUCGCGGUCGGAAGGACGACUCGAUCGAAACCAUCCGCGAGUACGAGGAGAAGUUCUUCAAGAACUCGAAAUUGUUCCAAAGUGGCGUCACCAUGUCCCAUCAGGUCACAACGCGCAACCUGAGUCUUGCUGUGGCCGAUAGGUUCUGGAAGAUGGUACGGGAAACUAUCGAACAACAAGCCGACGCAUUCAAAGCUACCCGGUUCAACCUGGAGACGGAAUGGAAAAACAAUUUCCCUAGGUUGCGUGAAUCCGGUAGGGAUGAGCUCUUCGAGAAAGCCAAGGGUGAAGUGCUGGACGAAGUGGUGAACCUUUCGCAGGUAUCGGCCAAAAAGUGGGAGGAACUACUCAACGACAAACUUUGGGAAAAGCUGUCUAAUUAUGUGUUUGAGAACGUGUAUCUACCAGCGGCGCAGUCCGGUUCCACGAAUUCCUUCAACACCAUGGUGGACAUCAAGCUGCGCCAGUGGGCCGAGCAAGCCCUUCCCGCCAAAUCGGUCGAAGCCGGAUGGGAAGCCCUGCAGAAAGAGUUCCAGCAUCUGAUGGAGGUGGCACGGAAGACUCCCGACCACGACGAUCUGUACGACAAUCUGAAGAGCGCCGUCAUCGACGAAGCAAUUCGUCGCCAUUCGUGGGAAGACAAAGCUAUCGACAUGCUGCGAGUGAUUCAACUGAACACUCUCGAGGACCGAAGCGUGCACGAUAAGAACGAAUGGGACCAAGCGGUGCGAUUCUUCGAGAGCUCCGUCAAAGAGAAGCUCCAGCACACGGAGCAAACCAUUAGUGAAAUGUUUGGACCGUCAACGACGCAAAAGUGGCUCCAUUGGCGUUCCUCCACCGAAGAUCAGAACAAACGAAAACACGUUAAAAGUGAAUUGGACAAGAUUCUUGGCAGUGACGCAAAACAUUCGCCUACGCUAAGCUACGACGAGCUGACGACGGUGCGGAAAAAUCUGCAACGCAACAACGUGGAGGUGGAAACGGAUUACAUCCGUGAGACGUGGUAUCCGAUCUAUAGAAGACACUUCCUCAAGCAAGCCCUCAACCGGGCGUACGACUGCCGUAAAGCGUACUACCUGUACACCCAGCAGGGUUCCGACUGUGAAAUAAACUGCAGCGACGUGGUGCUGUUUUGGCGCAUCCAGCAGGUGAUCAAAGUGACUGCCAACGCCCUGCGGCAGCAGGUCAUCAACCGAGAAGCCCGCCGACUGGACAAAGAAAUCAAAGAAGUGCUGGACGAGUACGGCGAAGACGACGAGAAGAAACAACAACUGCUAACCGGAAAGCGUGUUACGCUGGCGGAGGAAUUGAUUCGAGUACGACAUAUUCAGGAGAAACUGGAAGAGUUUAUCAAUGCGUUAAACCAGGAAAAGUAAGGUUGUAGCACGCGAAGGCCAAACCGUAAAUACUGCAUCUAGUCCAUCGUGGAGACGGAUAUCCGGAAAACAGAACACAUAACACACUGCUUCAGAAGCAUUCGUCAUUUAAACACGAGGAAAAGCAAACCAUUUGUUAGGAAACAAAGUACCUUCCAAAGUAUCCCUUCAUGUUUCAUCGUGGCAAAAAUUCUCCUAAACACCUACUUAAUUAGAUCAUCAACGUCAACAUGCAUCCCCCUUCCUUUACUCGAUAAUGUUCAUUACUGCGAGCACAACAACCGCAAGCGAUUCCAGCCCAAGCUAUUUAUUAUUGUUCUAGUAGCUCCAAAUUGCUUUCGAACUUUUGCUUCCGUAACGUACCAAUUUGUGUUGAAUUUUAUCUUCUAGUUGGUUUUACCUUGAUGUGCAGCAGUAUAACCCUAUUAGACAUAAAUCAGACUCCUGAUUAGAUUGUAUAAUUUUGUCUUGUGAUUUAAGCUAACGUUAUGAGCGAGGUAUUUCAAACCGAAGAUAGGCUGAAUUGGAAUAAAAUCUGCAUUGAGUCGAA
Messenger RNA from Aedes albopictus (Asian tiger mosquito), 3649 nucleotides. It is a transcript of the gene Opa1, whose product is annotated as dynamin-like 120 kDa protein, mitochondrial. Bases 139 to 3099 code for a protein of 986 amino acids. The record is from RefSeq and is a predicted model, not a curated record. Gene Ontology annotation, molecular function: microtubule binding; GTPase activity; GTP binding. Lineage: Eukaryota; Metazoa; Arthropoda; Insecta; Diptera; Culicidae. Gene Ontology annotation, cellular component: microtubule; cytoplasm; mitochondrial membrane. The transcript is spliced from 11 exons. Gene Ontology annotation, biological process: mitochondrial fusion.